This is a messenger RNA of Phycodurus eques (leafy seadragon), 1577 nucleotides long. RefSeq lists its product as uncharacterized. The record is from RefSeq and is a predicted model, not a curated record. The transcript has 10 exons. Gene Ontology annotation, cellular component: membrane. Bases 211 to 1041 code for a protein of 276 amino acids. Lineage: Eukaryota; Metazoa; Chordata; Actinopteri; Syngnathiformes; Syngnathidae.
UACUAACCACCAGAGAGGACACAGAAGACCGCUGUCCUGAGAAAAAGAUAAACCAACAGGAUCAAUAAACAAGUGAGGUUCUCUUGUUCCAGUGAUCACACGCACCAAAGGAAGGUAAACCCCAGCUACACCAUCAGCGGCUCCAGCAGAAGAGUCUCCGAGUGAACCUAAAGCCUCUACGAGUCAAACUCGUCGCAUCGCAAAGGAGUCAUGGCUUUGGACGGAUGCGGCCUCGUUUGCAAAUACAUCCUGUUGCUCUUCAAUCUGAUCUUUGCGGUGCUGGGUUUUGCCUUGUUGGGCCUGGGCCUGUGGCUGAGGUUCAGUGACAACACCAGACCAAUCUUUGAAAUAAAUGCCCUCAACUCCAGCACAUUUGUCUUGGGUGUGAUUUUACUGAUAGCACUUGGCACCGUGAUGCUGGUCGUAGUUACGGUUGGAGACUACGGGGCCUGUAGCGAGAAGAAAUAUGCUCUCCAAGUGUUCUCUGUUCUCUUGUUCAUCCUGGCGGUUGCCGAGACCGUUGUUGGAGUGCUCGCUUACACAUGGAGGGAAGAGGUUGGGAUGAGGGUUGUGGAGUUCUACACGAGCAUCUAUACUUUGUUUGCAGUCAGCGGAGACGCGGGCAUUGGUGUCACACUAAUGUUCAUUCAUAAGAUGCUUCACUGCUGUGGUGUGACAGGGGUCACGUUGUUGGAGGCUGUUUCACAGACCUGCCCCGAGCCAAAAAGCUUCUUCGAGAACAUUGCCAUGCCUACAUGUCCUGGGGUCAUCACUGAUUUCUUCAACAGCAACGCACCUAUGGUGAUGGGCAUCUUCAUUGGAACUGGAGCUCUUUUGAUCAUUGCUCUCAUAUGCAGCAUGAUCCUCAAUCAGAAGCUUCAUGUGUCCAGCUCAUCUCCUCAGUACAUCAUGUUGACCAACGCUGCGCCGUCCCUGCCCAACGUUUCCCAGCAUGGACAUGUCUCCAGCUUGAACCCUGACCAAGAACCAGCCCUCUUCACCCCUCUCACUGAGGGCAAUAUCACUGUGGUCCAGACUUAAUCUGCUCCCAUUACAAUUAUUGACCCUAUUCCACAAUUGAAAAUAAAAGCUUCUCCUGGUAGGAGCUGGGAUAUCACAUAACCUACAACCUAUAUAACCCGCUGCUGAAAUACCUUUACUUGCAUUAGCAACUACGACAAAACAAGUUACAUCAAUGACAUUAACAAGGCUACCCAAUCAUGGCAUGAUAAAAAUUGAAUUUCUUUCUGAUAAGCACUUGCAUAUAUAUUUUAAACACUUUCAUGUUUCCUUUUUAUAAAUAAGCCAUUUCCUUCCUGUUCAUGAUCUACUAUCACUACACUCUGUUCUAAAAUGUCAUACAAACACCCAAGUCCAGACUCAAUAAUAUUUUCACUCUCUUUGUAUGGCAAGUUUAAUCUUAGCUUUCAGAAGGGGGGUCAUUUAUUGCUUUAUUUUCCCCUCUACUUUCUAUGUCGUGCAUGACAGAUCACUGCUCUGGGGUGUGCCAUUAUCCUCUUGAGACAGAUCAAGAAAGACCUGAUGGCUGCCGCUACCCACUACUCCGCUGUCUACUA